Molecule: messenger RNA, 1282 nt
Organism: Fragaria vesca subsp. vesca
Lineage: Eukaryota; Viridiplantae; Streptophyta; Magnoliopsida; Rosales; Rosaceae
Product: transcription factor bHLH137-like
Exons: 8
Coding region: 1-876 (291 amino acids)
Biological process (GO): regulation of DNA-templated transcription
Cellular component (GO): nucleus
Molecular function (GO): protein dimerization activity; DNA-binding transcription factor activity
Source: RefSeq, a predicted model, not a curated record
AUGAAUAUUCCUGGUGAUCAGAGUGCAAGAGUUGCCGAGAGCAGCUCAUGUAUUGACCAAAGCUCCGCAAAGAUUGCCACUUUUAGUGACAAUGAGCCUUCUGUGACCAAGAAACAGAGCCCUGAGUCCUCAUCUGUGGUGGAUAAGCUCGAGACCGGUGAACAGGUUACUCAGAAAGUAACGACUCCCAUUGAAAGGAAGAGAAGAACCAGAAACUGCUCAUCACCCAGUUCUGCUCAAUCCAAGGUUAAGAAGCAAAAGAAAGCUGAAGAGGAAAAGAAAUCAAAAGCUGAGAAGAAAGAGCAAAAGAAAGCUGUACAAGAGGUGGAACCUCCAACAGGUUACAUUCAUGUUAGAGCAAGAAGGGGUCAAGCUACAGAUAGCCAUAGCCUUGCAGAGAGGGUAAGAAGAGAAAAAAUCAGUGAGAGGAUGAAGAUGUUGCAAAGACUUGUUCCUGGUUGUGACAAGGUAACUGGAAGGGCUGUGAUGUUGGAUGAGAUUAUCAAUUAUGUUCAGUCCCUACAAAAUCAAGUGGAGUUCCUCUCAAUGAAGCUUGCUUCUGUGAAUCCAAUGUUCUAUGAGUUUGGACCAGACCUUGGUGAUUUGAUGGUCAAACAAGAGGCAUCACCAUUUUCAACUGGACCACAAUGCAGCCCAACACAGCCAACAAAUUUUGCUGAUACCUCUACCACCGCUGCCACCACCACUUUCACAGCAGCUACUAACAACUAUCCUUUUCUGGAUUCACUUCUACAUCAAUCGCCGAGGCCGACUGCCUUCCAUCAGGACAAUGAGAGCCUAUUGUGGGAUGGGGAAGAUCAAAGACAAAGCUUUCUUAAUCCAUCUGGGUUCAACAACUUGUGUUCUUUCAAUUAAUAUAGCAUGCACCAACAACAAGCUGCCUGCCCUACCAAGCAUAUGUUUUCUAUGAGGAACUAUAAAGCUAGCAGCCAAAAUCUGAGAAUCAAAUCCAAGUAUCGGUUCCAUUGGAAAGGACUAGCUUUGCUUUGCUUUGGCUUAGCUUCUCCUUCAACCAAGUCAAACCAAAGGCACUGGUUUUCAAGUACAAUAUAUGAAUAAAGGUAGAGGGCAGCAAUUUCAAUGGAUGAAGAAGAAAGAACGAACACAAAAUCAAAAGGACAGAGAUACUGCUGACCGACCAAAGAAGACCAAGAUCUUUCCUGGAUCCCUUUGUUCCUGUCCAUUCUGGAUUAUUUGCGUUCACAAAUUCCAAGAACCCUGUAGUUAGCUUUGUAUUAUCAUUGUGAAAAUAUUACAAUGU